GUCGAGCAAGAGGCUAGCAACAUGCCUGUCGUAGCCGAGCAAGCGACAGAACCGGACCGUUUGCCGUCUGAGCAAAUCACCACGUGGCCGGUUUGGUUGGAGUAAAAGUUUAGAAAUGGUUGAAAGCGAGGAAUUAAGUUGCUCAGUCGGAAACCCGUGCAGCCUGGUUUUGGCAGAUGGCACAGUCUUUAGUGGAAGAAGUUUCGGGGCCAAUGUACCCGUAGAGGGUGAAGUGGUAUUCCAAACUGGUAUGGUAGGGUAUCCCGAAUCAUUGACAGACCCUUCCUACCACGCACAGUUGUUGGUACUUACGUACCCAUUAAUCGGAAACUAUGGUGUCCCUGACGAUAAGGAUAAAGACGAGCAUGGGCUGCCAAGAUGGUUUGAAUCGAGUCGUAUAUGGGCUGCUGGGUUAAUAGUUGGUCAAAUAAGCACUCAAGCCUGCCACUGGCGUGCGAAACGAUCUCUUGGUAAGUGGUUGGAGGCCAACGGUAUACCUGGCCUCUGUGAUAUUGAUACCCGAGCCCUUACAUUCCGUCUCCGGGAAGGAGUAACUCUUGGGAGGAUUGUACAAGGUGUUCCCCCUUUUGGACCUCUGCCACCCCUGAAGGAUCCAAAUUCCCGCAAUUUAGUAGCAGAAGUAUCUAUAAAGGAACCUAAGAUAUUUAAUGAAUCAGGAAUAACCAUAAUGGCUAUUGACUGCGGUCUAAAAUAUAAUCAAAUAAGAUGCUUAAUAAAAAGGAACGCUAAGGUCAUAUUAGUGCCUUGGAAUUACAAAUUUGAGACAAAUUCAUAUGACGGUCUGUUUAUAAGCAACGGUCCUGGUGACCCCGAGGUUUGCAAAAAGGUUGUUGAAAAUUUGAAUGAUGUAAUCAGCAGCGAAACUAUUACUAAACCAAUAUUUGGUAUAUGUCUCGGUCAUCAACUGCUUGCGACUGCUGCGGGAUGUAAAACCUACAAAACAAAAUAUGGAAACCGUGGACAUAAUUUACCGUGUACACAUUCAGGUACCGGCAGAUGUUUUAUGACAUCUCAAAAUCACGGCUACGCUGUUGAUGCCAAUACCCUCCCUAAAAAUUGGGAAAUAUUGUUUACCAACGAAAAUGACAAAACCAAUGAAGGCAUAAUACACAAGACACUUCCAUAUUUUAGUGUUCAAUUUCACCCAGAGCAUACAGCUGGUCCCACUGAUUUAGAAUGUCUUUUUGAUGUGUUUAUUGAUACAGUCACAGCAUAUAAAAACAAUGGAACAUGUGUUGUGAAAGACUUAAUUUGUGAAAAACUUAAAUUUACGCCGACAAUUUAUGAAAGACCGAAGAAAAUAUUGAUUCUUGGUUCUGGUGGUUUAUCUAUUGGGCAGGCAGGUGAAUUUGAUUAUUCUGGAUCUCAAGGUGUUAAAGCGAUGCAAGAAGAAAAAAUUCAAACUGUUCUUAUUAAUCCUAAUAUUGCAACAGUUCAAACAUCCAAAGGUCUCGCAGAUAAAGUAUAUUUCUUACCCAUUACACCAGAAUAUGUAGAACAAGUUAUUAAGGCCGAAAGACCAACAGGUAUUUUACUCACUUUUGGUGGACAAACAGCUUUAAAUUGUGGAGUGGAAUUACAAAAAAACAAAGUAUUUGAAAAAUACAAUGUAAGCGUUUUGGGAACACCGGUACAAUCAAUAGUCGACACGGAAGACAGAAAGAUAUUUGCUGAAAAAAUUAAUGCCAUUGGAGAAAAAGUUGCACCUAGUGCUGCUGUAGCCUCUAUUGAAGAAGCUUAUGCAGCACGUCAAAUCGGAUAUCCGGUUAUGACCCGAUCGGCGUUUUCGCUUGGAGGUCUUGGAUCAGGAUUUGCAAAUGAUGAAGAAGAGUUAAAAAAACUAGCUCACCAUGGGUUAUCACAUUCCGACCAGUUAAUUAUUGAUAAGUCCUUAAAAGGAUGGAAAGAAGUUGAAUACGAAGUUGUGAGGGAUGCAUAUGAUAAUUGCAUUACAGUAUGUAAUAUGGAAAAUGUAGACCCUUUGGGAAUACAUACCGGAGAGUCCAUUGUUGUUGCUCCUAGUCAAACUUUAUCAAACAAAGAUUAUUAUAUGUUAAGAAAUACUGCUAUUAAAGUAAUCAGACAUUUUGGGAUUGUUGGUGAAUGCAACAUUCAAUAUGCACUAAAUCCUAACUCUGAAGAGUUUUAUAUCAUAGAAGUGAACGCACGAUUAUCUAGAAGUUCAGCUUUAGCUAGUAAAGCUACGGGUUAUCCGUUAGCAUAUGUUGCUGCAAAGCUAGCCCUUGGAAUUCCAUUACCCGCAAUAAAAAACUCUGUAACGGGGGUUACAACAGCAUGUUUUGAACCUAGUUUAGACUACUGUGUCGUUAAAAUUCCAAGAUGGGAUUUAGCGAAAUUCAAUCGAGUUAGUACAAAGAUUGGAAGUUCUAUGAAAAGUGUUGGUGAAGUUAUGGCCAUAGGAAGGAAUUUUGAGGAAGCUUUCCAAAAAGCUUUAAGAAUGGUCGAUGAAAACGUUAAUGGUUUCGAUCCGUACCUUAAAAAAGUUAAUGAAAAUGAACUGCGAGAGCCAACAGAUAAGCGAAUGUUUGUUUUAGCAGCAGCUCUUAGACAAAAUUACAGUGUUGAAAAAUUAUACGAGUUAACUAAAAUAGACCGAUGGUUCCUUGGAAAAUUAAAAAUUAUAGAUUACUAUCAAACACUUGAGUCCAUAGAUUCGGGAUCAAUUACUCCUGAUAUAUUAAAAACAGCAAAACAAAUGGGAUUUUCGGAUAAACAAAUUGCUGUUGCUAUUAAAAGUACAGAAUUAGCAGUUCGAAAAUUACGAGAAGAAUUCAAGAUUACUCCGUUUGUUAAACAAAUAGACACAGUGGCAGCUGAAUGGCCCGCAUCUACCAAUUAUUUAUAUCUUACUUACAAUGGUUGUACCCAUGAUUUAGUUUUCCCUAAAGAUUUGACUAUGGUACUCGGUUCCGGAGUAUAUAGAAUAGGAAGUUCUGUUGAAUUUGAUUGGUGUGCUGUUGGCUGCUUAAGAGAAUUGAAAAAGCAGGGCAAAAAAACAAUUAUGGUCAAUUACAACCCUGAAACUGUCAGCACAGAUUAUGACAUGAGUGACCGACUAUAUUUCGAAGAAAUUUCCUUUGAAGUUGUUAUGGAUAUAUAUAACAUUGAACAACCUCAUGGAGUAAUAUUAUGUAUGGGAGGACAGUUACCCAAUAAUAUUGCUAUGGAUUUACACAGACAGCAGGCUGUUAUAUUAGGAACCUCCCCUGAUAUGGUUGAUAAUGCUGAAAAUAGAUUUAAAUUUUCUCGCAUGCUCGACCGUAAGGGUAUUCUGCAACCAAGAUGGAAAGAAUUAACUAAUCUUGAUUCAGCAGUAAAGUUCUGUGAAGAAGUUGGAUAUCCAUGUUUAGUUCGUCCAUCAUAUGUUUUAAGUGGAGCUGCGAUGAAUGUAGCAUAUUCAAACCAAGAUUUGGAAACGUAUCUGAAAUCUGCUAGUGAAGUGAGUAAAGAACAUCCAGUAGUGAUAUCAAAAUACAUUUCAGACGCAAAAGAAAUAGAUGUUGAUGCCGUUGCCGCAGAUGGGGUUAUUCUUUGUAUGGCUGUAUCAGAACACGUAGAAAAUGCUGGAGUGCAUUCUGGAGAUGCUACAUUAGUAACACCACCGCAAGACAUCAAUGAUGAAACAUUGGACAAAAUCAAAGAAAUAGCGAGAAUUAUUGCAGAGACACUUGAUGUUACCGGGCCAUUCAAUAUGCAACUUAUAGCAAAGGACAAUGAAUUAAAGGUUAUAGAGUGCAAUGUGAGGGUUUCAAGAUCAUUCCCAUUUGUUUCAAAAACAUUGGAUCAUGAUUUUGUGGCAAUGGCAACAAAAGUUAUCCUCGGUUUACCGGUUGAACCUGUGAAUAUAAUGGGUGGCUGUGGAAAAGUUGGCGUCAAAGUGCCACAAUUCUCAUUUUCAAGAUUAUCAGGAGCCGAUGUGACACUUGGGGUAGAAAUGGCAUCCACCGGUGAAGUUGCUUGUUUUGGUGAAAAUCGUUAUGAAGCUUAUCUAAAAUCUUUAAUGAGUACUGGCUUUAGAAUUCCCAAAAAAGCUAUUUUACUUUCUGUGGGAACAUUUAAGCAUAAAAUGGAGUUAUUGCCAAGUGUUCGAAUAUUACAAAAAUUAGGAUAUAAAUUGUAUGCCAGUAUGGGUACUGGGGAUUUCUAUAUGGAACAUGGAGUUGAGAUUGAAAGUGUGCAAUGGACUUUUGACCACAUUGGGGAUCUAGAGGACGAUAGAUCAGAUGGAGAAUUAAUGCAUUUAGCCGAUUUUAUGGCUCGAAGAGAAUUGGAUUUAGUAAUCAACUUGCCUAUGAGAGGUGGAGCCCGGCGCGUCUCUUCAUUUACUACACAUGGCUAUCGAACCCGCCGUUUGGCAGUAGACUAUGCAGUUCCUUUAGUUACUGAUGUGAAAUGCGCUAAACUUCUAGUUCAGGCAAUGCUGCGGUGCAGUGGUGCGCCGCCAAUGAAAACACAUACAGAUUGUAUGACUUCUCGAAACAUACUUAAACUACCAGGGUUUAUCGAUGUUCAUGUUCAUGUUCGUGAACCAGGGGCGACAUACAAAGAAGAUUUUAAUUCCUGUACAGCAGCUGCAUUGGCUGGAGGUAUCACUAUGAUUUGCGCUAUGCCAAACACAAAUCCUCCGGUAAUCGAUCGCGUGUCAUAUGACUAUGUUUCCACACUGGCACGUGUAAGUGCUCGUUGUGACUACGCUUUAUUUGUGGGAGCUUCAACGACGAAUUGUGAUACAGCUGCUGAAUUAGCACCUCAAGCGGCAGCAUUAAAAAUGUAUCUCAAUCAAACUUUCACUACCUUAAGGUUAGACGAUAUGACUGUUUGGCAACGACAUCUUCAGAACUGGCCCAAAAAAAUGCCUAUAUGUGCUCACGCUGAGCGUGAAAAGACUGGCGCAAUCAUCUUGAUGGCGUCUCUGUUGGACAGACCAAUUCAUAUAUGUCAUAUCGCUAGGAAAGAAGAAAUUUUGAUCGUGAAAGCGGCCAAAGAAAAAGGACUUAAAGUAACUUGCGAGGUAUGUCCACAUCAUCUAUUUUUAAGUACAGAUGAUGUAAGUAGCAUUGGUGAAGGACGUGCUGAAGUCCGUCCUGUCUUAUGUAGCCCACAAGACCAAGCUGAGUUGUGGAAAAAUAUGGAUAUUAUUGACGUAUUUGCAACAGACCAUGCUCCUCAUUCCGUCGAAGAAAAGAAUUCUGAAAAGCCUCCCCCGGGCUUCCCUGGUCUUGAAACUAUCUUGCCUCUACUUCUAAACGCUGUUCACGAAGGACGUUUAACAAUAGAUGAUUUAAUUAAUAAAUUUCAUAAAAAUCCAAGAAGAAUUUUUAAUCUACCUGAACAACAAAAUACAUAUGUUGAGGUGGACAUGGAUUAUGAAUGGGUAAUUCCUCAGGCAUUGGAAUUCUCAAAGUCUAAAUGGACCCCCUUUGCUGGGAAACGGGUCUGUGGAGCUAUUCAUCGCGUGACUCUACGAGGCGAAAUAGCCUACGUUGAAGGCCAAGUCUUGGUACCGCCUGGAUUUGGUCAAAACGUACGUGACUGGCCAGCACCAAAAAAACUUGCUCACCCCAGCAUUGUAUCUGAGAAACUAGAAAAAGAGACCAGUCGGCCAAACUCUUCAUUAGAUUUUCACAGUUCUCUGGACUUUAUUAAAGUUAACGAUCUAGACGUAGACCAAGCUGAAGUCUCUAAGUCAGAUCAAAAUAAACUGAAUGUUCAUUUCCACGAAGACUCCGGUUUAAGAAGUGUUUCUCCCUUAAUUCCACAAACUACUACUAGACAGAGAUUGGACAGUUCGUCUUACCCGUCUCAUGCAGCGCCACCUAAUCGUCAGAGAAGUGAUUUAUUUGGAAAGAGCAUAUUAACAGUGGACACAUUCGGAAAAGAAACAUUGAAUGAUAUAUUCAAUUUAGCUCAAUUUAUGAAAACUAAUGUUACAAAAGGGCGAGUAUUAGAUGACAUUUUACGGGGUAAAGUCAUGGCAUCAAUAUUCUAUGAAGUAAGUACGAGGACGAGUUGUAGUUUCGCCGCUGCUAUGCAAAGACUUGGCGGAUCUGUGAUCCACACGGACGCAACGAGUUCCUGCCAAAAAGGUGAAACACUAGAGGACAGUGUGACUGUUAUGGCCAGCUACGCAGACGUCGUAGUAUUGCGUCAUCCAGAACCCGGCGCGGUGACACGUGCCUCAAGACACUGUCGGAAACCAAUCAUAAAUGCUGGGGAUGGUGUAGGUGAACAUCCCACUCAAGCCCUUCUGGAUGUUUUUACAAUUCGAGAGGAAAUCGGUACCGUUAAUGGCUUAACCAUAACGAUGGUCGGUGAUUUGAAAAAUGGAAGAACCGUUCACUCUCUAGCCCGACUUCUUACUCUGUAUCAAGUACAACUACAAUACGUAAGUCCGCCUGGACUUGGAAUGCCUAAACAUAUAAUGGAUUACGUAGCAUACAAAGGCAUUCCUCAAAAAGUAUAUGAACGCUUAGAAGAUGUUCUCGGCGAAACUCAUGUUCUCUAUAUGACAAGAAUUCAACGUGAACGAUUUGAAAGUGAACAGGAAUACGAAAAGAUGCGAGGCCUGUUGGUGGUUACACCACAACUUAUGACACGAGCCAAACGCCGUAUGAUAGUUAUGCAUCCACUUCCUCGUGUCGAUGAAAUUUCACCAGAGUUUGAUACCGAUCCACGGGCAGCUUAUUUCAGACAAGCGGAAUACGGGAUGUAUGUCCGUAUGGCGUUACUUUCCAUGGUCGCUGGAGUUAAUCCUCUCACGUAAAAUAUUAAUGCUAUAUUGUCAUAACUUAUGUAUAAACGUAAUAAAAGCAAAAAUUGUUACAAAAUAUCUUGUUGGACCCAUGUUAUGAAAGUUAAAAUAAAUAUAUUAUCAAAAUGUA
Molecule: messenger RNA, 6923 nt
Organism: Danaus plexippus (monarch butterfly)
Lineage: Eukaryota; Metazoa; Arthropoda; Insecta; Lepidoptera; Nymphalidae
Gene: rudimentary
Product: CAD protein
Biological process (GO): 'de novo' pyrimidine nucleobase biosynthetic process; L-arginine biosynthetic process; L-glutamine metabolic process
Cellular component (GO): carbamoyl-phosphate synthase complex; cytoplasm
Molecular function (GO): metal ion binding; hydrolase activity, acting on carbon-nitrogen (but not peptide) bonds, in cyclic amides; aspartate carbamoyltransferase activity
Source: RefSeq, a predicted model, not a curated record